This is a messenger RNA of Dermacentor albipictus, 6239 nucleotides long. RefSeq lists its product as uncharacterized. Gene Ontology annotation, cellular component: plasma membrane. NCBI's taxonomy places the organism in Eukaryota, Metazoa, Arthropoda, Arachnida, Ixodida, Ixodidae. Gene Ontology annotation, biological process: protein processing. The record is from RefSeq and is a predicted model, not a curated record. Gene Ontology annotation, molecular function: metalloendopeptidase activity.
AGAAAAGUUGUGUUUCUUGGAAGAGUCUUUGAUGGGACUACCAAAAGCACGAAACAAGAGUCCGUUGAGAGGAUAUCCCAACUGGUAAAACCAUAUGACGUCCACUCAUUGCGUGUGUUUUUGGGAUUAGCAGGACAUUUCAGACCUUUCAUAAAAGACUUUGCCAUAAAAACAAGAUGCCUCACGCGCCUAACGCAGAAAGCAGUUCCAUUUGUGUGGGAUGAGGAAUGUGAGAGAGUCUACCGUGAUCUGGUGCACAGAAUCUCUGCUGACCCUAUUCUACGCAUACCAGAUUUCACUUUACCCUUUGAACUGAAUACCGACGCCUCACAUUAUGGAACAGGUGCAGUCUUGUACCAGAAAUGUCCAGAAGCAUCCGGCCGAGAAAAGCGACACGUAGUAGGCUACUACAGCUACACCCUCAAGCCACCUGAAGUCAACUACACCACUACUGAAAAGGAAGCGCUUGCAGUCCUUAAAGCAAUUCAGUACUUCCGUACGUACCUAGAAGGUGCGAAGUUUACUUUGUUCACCGAUCACCAGGCCCUCACUCAUCUCUUGAAUAUGACCCAACCUAAGGGACGUAUCGCCAGAUGGGUGAACUAUUUGCAGCAGUUUGAUUUCACCAUCUCCCACAGACCUGGACCCCUUUUGACUGAUGCAGAUGCAUUGUCUAGACUGAUGAUACAGGCCGAACAAUCUGAAGAAAUUAAUGAAGUAAAAUUGUGGGGAGGCACUGAACAAUUGAUGUUUAUGGAAGGUCGCUAUCAAGUCCCGCCAACGCUGAUUUCAAAGGUUCUUUAUUUGUACCACGAUAGCCCAGAAUCUGGAGGACACGACGGAUUUUGGCGCACCUACAACAAGCUAGUCAAGAGAUUUACGUGGCCUCACAUGAAAGAAGACGUCAAGCAAUACGUUCGUUCAUGCCACCUUUGUCAAGUCAACAAAGUGAAAUAUAAGCAGCCUACGGACGCCAUGAUAAUACCUUGCCACUCGAACGUGCCUUUUGAAGUUAUACACCUUGAUUUUGCCGAGCUGAAUAAGAAACGAGAAGGAGUCCGAAAAACGCAAGCUUUUCUUCUGGCCAUAGAUGAAUGCACCAGGAUGGUCGCGGCACGGGCAGGAAAAGAAGAUGCGAAUAGUGUCAUCGCCCUUCUCGAACGGGAAAUGUUUAGGACAACCAGGACGAUUGUAUGUGACAACGGUCCAGCGUUCAAGAGUGAAAAGCUAGCAAGAUGGGCUCGAGACCAUAAUAUAUCAAUCAAAUUCUGUGCGCCAUACCAUCUCGCAGCGAAUGGGCUUGCAGAGCGUGCUAUACGAGAUGUAAAACAAUACAUCAGGAUGUACGAUAGUUUCCCUGGUGGUUGGAAAUGCUCUUUAGAAGCAGCUGUACGACAUCACAAUCGCUCCUACACCAGUGGCUUGGGAUGUAGCCCGCAGUUCGCUUCUUCAGGAGAGACCCCUAUUCUUCAGGCGGACCGUGAAUUGGGGCUGUUAGAAAAUCUCAAGAUCGUCGAGGAGAGGAAACAAAAAUCGCAGGAGGAGAGGUACCGUAAACGAAUGAAACAAAAUUUUGACAAGAGACAUUGCUUAGAUAUCCCAGACAUUCAAGUCACCGACCUCAUUCUAGUUAGGAAAGGAGUAAGAGAAUCCAGUGCCAAAUUUUAUGGUCCUUACUCUGUGACAAAGACAGCCACUCAGAAAGGAAUAUUGAAGACUGUGUGGUACAUUGGUGAACGGGGCGCAGUUGAAUGUGCUUCGAUUGGAAACGUUUUCAAGUAUUACCCCAGGAGGGGUUAGCAAAAGAAACCUGGAAGGGUGAAGCGGUAUGAGCCUUCGAAUAGAAGAUGAAGAAGCGCGAGAACCGGGAGACAGGAGAAGAGAAGAAUAAAGUGGGAAUAAAAAUGUAGACAAGAUGGACGCCAGUUCCACAGCAAUGCUUUACGUCUACUGUGUCCUUUAAAUAGGAACGCUACAAGAAAUAUUGUAAAAGACACGGAACAGGAUUGAAAAAGUGGGUGCGCUUCGCCGGUGAGUGGAUUAGACUCAGGGGAGCACACGCCGGCUGCCGCCUGAUUGUUGCCGUCUCCCUCGAUGUGACACGCCAGUGCUUAGAAGCACCACAACCCGGCAAGACUCGCACGGCGGCUUGAGCAGCAUGGAUAACAAGGCUAAGCCAACCGCAGGAAAGUCGUCCCGCAAGGCAAUGUCUUCGAGAGGCCGUGGCACAGAGGGCAAGGCUGGCGGCGCUGGAGGACUCGGUGCCAAAGCAGGCUCGAACGGCCCAGGCACACGGCCUACCCCAGGACAGAGAAAGAACGUCGCGGAAGACCUCACCCAGCAGGAGACGGCCCCCAAGACCCCUAUUAGCGAAUACCGGGCCGGUGCUUUUAAAAGCACUGCCAGUAACGCUCUGCCGAAGGCCGCGGCUUCGUCGAGCUCCCUCGAACAACCCAACGUCGGCAGUUCUAGCAAGCCGAAGUUGGACGCCGCGAGCACGGGGGUCGCGGUUGUGAACCUGAAGGGUGGUAGUUCUAAGCCUAAGCCCAAGGGCAACGUCGCCAGCCCGAAACCGGACGCCGGUGCCUCCAGAGGAAGGGCCACCGCUGUGAGACCGAAACCCACCAAAGCCGGUGGCAUUGACCCUGACCCCGAGCAAUUGGGUUCACCAACCUCCAGCCCGAGGCCCGUCGUCGCGAAGUCCGCCGUGCCGAACUCGAAGCCAGAGCCCGUCGGACCGCCGCAGGGGACCGUGAAUUUGACCAGCGGCGCGGCAAGUCCGAACAGCCCUGUCGCGAGUGCCAAGGACCGUGGCGUCGUCAGUCCCAGCAAGGGCGUCGCGAGUCCCAGGAAAGGCGUCCCGAGUCCCAGCAAGGGCGUCGCGAGACCAAAGACGACGGGACCGAGCAGUGCCGUUAUUGGUGGGACCAGUCCUCGCACGGCUGGCUCCCUCCCGAACUCGGAGAAGCGCGGCAUGAGCAAGGCGCAUGGUCGCGCGGCUAUCUCGGCCGCUGCCGACGGUGUCGAAGGCGGGAAAAACGACGAGGAGGAGGCCGCCAGCAAGCGCCAUCACGGCAGGCGCACGUCGAGGAUCGUGGCGGCCCUGGCCAAGUUCCGCAAGUCUCUGAAGCCUGAGAAGGAAGGCACCGGCGGCUCUAAAAGAAGCUCGGAGACCACGCUGAGCAGCAAGGACCAGAUGUCUCUGUUCAUGGUGUUGACUGUGACCGUGUUCCUCGUCGUCUUCGUGGCCAUCCUAAUCUUCUUUUUCUUCGUCGGUGGCCCCGGCAUACCCGAGACCAUUGCAUGCAUCACCGAUGAGUGCUCGGACGCCAAGGAGUAUCUGGACAACCUGCUCAACUACACCAGGGACCCGUGCACCGACUUUUACGGCCACGUGUGCGGCUUGUGGCAGAGGAAAGGAGGCAGCUUCUACGGCGACGCAAGGCUGGACGCGCUCUUCAGGCUCAACGCGACGCUCUUUCAAAUGCGGCAUAUCAAGCGCGCUGAGGAUGUACGUCACGGCAUGCACCUCCUGAGACCCAUAUACAGCGCCUGCUACAAGUUCAUGUCAGAGCCAGUGAUACUGGAGGACGCGCUGAGCGAUGCGCUGAAGUACCUCGACAUCGCGCAGCUGAUGAAAGCAGCACAGUUCUUCGAUGUGGUGCGCUACCUCGUCCGACAGUCCAUGCAGAUUGGCAUUUCCACGCUGUUCAACGUCCGGUUGAUCUCCGAGGCUGGCCGCCCUAUGCUGUACAUAACCGAGGGCUACAGUCUGUCGAACAAGCUCGGACAGCCGUUCAACGCGACUCGCGAGACCUUCGAUAGAGUCCUCAAGGCUUGGCUGAACCUCACCAACGCCGAUGCCCACAUACAGCUCCUCGCGGACAUGGACGCCAAAGUUGGGAAAAUCUUCAGUUUGAGGAAGAGUGCGGAGCAGCUAUUGCCGCUGCGCGAUGUGGUGACUGACAUGGUCACUGGAGUCUCGGUCGAAGAGUGGGCGACAUCUGUGCGCGACUCACAGCGCAACAAAAUUGUGUUCGCGCCCACGGACAACAUAAGAACCCACGGCUUGAACGUUUACAAGCCCGCUAUGCAGGUGGUGGUGAAGCAUGGCCUGCGCAAUGCCACCUUUUACCUGGCCACCAUCCUCGAGGCUGACGUGGUUUACGUGCUGUCCAAGCACAGCAAGAUUUCGAAUGACGACGCGAGCAAGGGCUUCUACUGCCUCCGUUUUACCCACAAGUGCCUGGCGCUCACCUGGGCCUACCUGGCCGCACGGCUGCUUGCGCCGGCUGGCAGCACGGGCGUCAUCUACAACAUUCACAAGUUCGCGAAGGAAAUCAUCGAGGAGACGAAUCAAGUGUUCAGUUGGAUGAAUCACACUACUGCUGUCAAGGCCAGGGAAUUGGUAUCCAACACGUCGUUGGACGUGGUCGCGCGCGAAGCCUUCAAGAUCUCGCGCGUCAACUAUGAGGGUCCCUCGCCAGGCCUGGACGAGUCUGACCCAUUCCUGAAGACACUGGUAGUGGCCUUGAGGCACCAUUACACGGUGAUGGCCGCCAACCCACCCACCCGCCUUGAGCUGGCCCUCUCGGAUUUCGAGUUCAAAAACAGCUUGACGUACGUGCGCGACAAAAAGUCCAUCCUUGUGCCGACCCUGUACCAGAACAACCCAUACAUGUACCCGUUCCGGGUGCCGGACUUCUUCAACUACGGCACGCUGGCGGCACUUAUCGCACAAGUACUGGUCACGGAGGUCGUCGGCUCGCUCCAGAGCGCCUGGGACAGCCAAACGCGGGUCAAGCACGCAGAGGUCCUCAGCUGCCUGGCGGAGCGGCGCAGGAGUAUGGGCUUCGGUGAACUGAACUCUGACGGCGACGAGCGACAGAACGCGCUGUUGCUUUCCCUUACAAUGAGCCUCCGGGUCGCCUACUACGCUCUCAUGAAGGCCUUUCGCUUGCAGGCUAAAACGGACAAGGUGUUUGGCGACUACUGGCCCGCGGCGGAGCAGGUGUUCUUCGAUCGCUACUGCCUGCUCUGGUGCAACGCCGCGCAGGACGCCAACCCUCUCACGCCGCGCGAGAAGUGCAUGCUGCCGCUGUACAACAUGGAGGAGUUUGUCGACCACUACGGCUGCAAGGAUCGCGCCAACUUCACCACGGCGCCCUUCUGCAAAGUGUAGCGUGACGCCUCCGCGCCACACUGCAGCCGUACACACUGCAGUACAAUAGACGACGCUACGCUGUCGCUGCGUCACUCUACACCAGACUGCGUAUACUACCAUUGCAUAGCAUGCACUUGCCGGUCUAUAGUUCUUUUGGUCCGGCUGGUCUAUUUCGCAUCACAUUCGGCAACACCAAACACAUUACCUCACACCUCAGUGCAUCACAGGAAACUGCAUUUCAUCUUGUGGCACGUUCGAACCAGACAAUCUCGAUAUUUUUCUUUUUUUUUUGUUAGACGUCUCAGCCGGUUAUUACUUCCUGUUGCUACAGCUAGUACAAACUGUUGGUACAAAUUAGUAUCACUGACGUUUUAGCUCGCAGAUCAUUUUGCCACAAUAUAUUUCUAGUAUUCGUGAUACUUGUAGUGAUACGGGGCCCGACAACGCGUUCAUAGGUGUACGUGAGCUUGAUGCAAAUCGCCACGCGUAUUGAGAAGUGAAAUGUUGCAUCUAUUAAACGUAUGAUGACGCUCUAGGUGAAUUGGUCUGAACUUAACCAAUGCAAUAAGCGUGAGGCACCUUGUCUCUGUCUUCUUUCUACUCGUUCUUCGUCGGUGAUGCAUCCUCUGAACUUUGUUAGGAUGAGCGUGUGCACAUGUUCUCGCCUUUCAACGAUAGGUAGACCAAGACAUCAUUUCACGUAUUCACAAAUGUCCUGCACGCUGCAUAUGUUGAGAGCCAGCAGAUUUGAGCAGCAUGGCAUGGGCAAACAUAAUUUGUUUAGGACACCAGGCUUCCCUUAUUCAGCUACAUUAACAGUGGCUCAGUAGAAUGCAGGCUGCCCAACGUCAUAGCAAAUUGACCGUUGUCAUUUGAGGAGUCGAACAGGCAGCAUGUAGCCGUAGGCUUCUGCGUAGGGACAUUGCGCGCUGAUGUUUUGCUGUCGCCAUUGCUUGUUUCACAGUUUGUUUGUAACGCGAGCUGCACACGCGCGUUUCAAAUAAAUUAUAAUUAAAGACAGAAUGCGCCCAUGCAUUCGGAGCAUGCCCUGAUUAAACUGUACUUCCUUUUGAAA